AUGUUCUUCACGGGAAGCCUGCAGGAGGGCAUAGCCUCGGCGCUGCAGCAGAGUAAAUGCGUCUUUUGCUUCGUGACGGACGAGCAGGAGGAGAGUCAGCGCUGGGAGACCGAGUACCUGACAGAAAGCUCCAUCGCAACGCUCCUCCAAGACGAAGCAGUCGCUUUGCGCCUGAAGCAGGGCUCGGAGGAAGCCGGCUUCUUGGCCGCCAUCUUCCCCCUGCCCAACACGCCCACCGUGGUCGUCAUCAAGAACGGCGAUUUGAAGGAGUACAUCGUCGCCGGCACCAUCAAGGACGAGUUCGUGAGGCGCAUAACGACUGCUUUCCGCGGGGCCCAGGGCGAACCUGCGCAGGCGGAACCUGCUGCUGCAGCUCCUUCUACUCCAGCUCAAACUCCGGCCUCGGUUCCUGCGCCUGUCCCGACUCCGGCAGCUCAACCUACAGAUGAUCUGUACGAUUUAUACGAUGAGACCCCAUCGUCGAUUCCUCCCCAGACGACCACCCCGCAGCCCCAGGUCAGGAACCAGGCCGCCGCCACCACAACUACCACCAGCUCCAGCUCCCGCAGCCCACCCACUCCAACUCAGGAGGACAACAGCUCCGCCUCCGUCCGCGCCGUUCUCGCCGAACGCGCCGCCCGUCUCGAAGCACAACGCGUCGAGAACGAGCGCAAGGCCAGGGAAGCCCGCGCCGCGCAGGCCGAGGCCGACAACUCCAAGCAGGCGGCCCAGACGCGGAGCCACAAGGAGGCGCUGAAGAAGGCCCGCCAGGAGGCCGCCGAGGAGAAGGCCCGGAUCCUGAAGAAGAUCGAGGACGACCGCGCCGAACGCCGCGCCAAGGCCGCCGAGCGCGCCGCCCUGAGGGAGUCGGAGUCCUCCGAGCCGAAGCUGGGCGACGUGGCCGCCGCGCUGACGAGGUCCGACUCGAGCUCCCUCGCCCCGGGCAGCUCCGGCUCGAGCGGGAUGACGGCGCUGCAGGUGCGUCUCCUCGACGGGUCCACGAUCCGCAGCCGGUUCCCCAGCGGCAAGAAGCUGGCGGACGUCAGGAGGUGGGUCGACGACGAGAGGACGGACGGGAGCAAGGAGCCCUACCACUUCAAGGUCGUGCUCGCGCCGCUGCCGAGCAGGCGCAUCGACGACACGGAGGAGGACAAGAGCCUGGCGGAGCUGGAGCUGUCGCCGUCGUCGACGCUGCUGCUGGCGCCCGUCGGGGCGCACGCGAGCGCGUACGAGGGGGAGGGCGUGGGCGGCGCGCUGCUGACGUUCCUGAUGAUGCCGCUGUCGCUGCUGCAGUGGCUUUGGGGGCUGAUCACGGGGGUGUUCUCGGGGCUCGGCAGGAGGGGCGAGGAGGACGCCGCGGAGCCGGUUACGGUGCGGGAGCAGCGGAAGGGGAGGUUCUCGCAGUUUGAGAACAAGGACGACCGGAGGAGGGACCAGCAGUUUUACAACGGCAAUUCGACCAACUUCGAGCCACGGCCGGACGAGAAGAAGGAUGAGUGA
Colletotrichum karsti is the source of this 1500-nucleotide messenger RNA. RefSeq names its product UBX domain-containing protein. Bases 1 to 1500 code for a protein of 499 amino acids. The transcript has 4 exons. The record is from RefSeq and is a predicted model, not a curated record. Gene Ontology annotation, molecular function: protein binding. Lineage: Eukaryota; Fungi; Ascomycota; Sordariomycetes; Glomerellales; Glomerellaceae.